CUGGCCAUUCGAAUAGUAAAGAUAGGGUUCUAGCGCUUCUACGCAGGAAUGCGGGCUAGGUUAGCGUGAUCCAGCCACCACACUGGCAAUGGCGUCCUCGAUCGCGGCUUGCGGAUCAGCGCCGAUCGUAGUCGCGAGGAUCAAGCCGGCGCCGGCGCCGCAGCACAGGAUUUCCGUGAGUUUCUCGAGGCGGCUAGGUUCUCCUCUCCGGCGCGGCGCAAUCGCCUCAAUCGGCGGCUCACAGGGGCUGAGGAAGCAGGAUUGCGGCAUUUCUUGCAAGGCCAAGAAUCUCACCGAGGACGAAUUCGAGGCUGCGGUUUUGAAAUCGGAGCUUCCAGUGCUGGUGGAUUUCUGGGCCGAGUGGUGUGGACCUUGCAAGCUCGUGGCUCCCGUGGUGGAUUGGGCAUCCGAGGAGUAUGCUGGAAAGCUCGAAGUCUACAAAGUUGACACCGACAAGAGCCCCGGCCUGGUAGAAAAAUACAAGCUUUACGGCCUCCCAACUUUGGUCAUGUUUAAAAACGGUGGAAUAGUCUCUGAAAGUCGAAGAGAAGGAGCGAUCACCAAAGCCAAGAUCAAAAGUUACCUGGACGAUUUUCUCCAGUCAGUGGCGGCAUGAGAUUCAAGAGUUCCAACUCACAGGCUAAACGCUCUAUCCCGGAGGCCAUUUCAUCUGCCUGCCUCCCAUGAUGUGCAAGUGUAGAUGGUACGUCGAUUGGCCUGGUACGUUUCAAUCCAGCAGGAGAAAACAAAGAAUUGGAUCAAAAGAACUCGAGCGAACUCUUUGAGAAGAUCUCCACUUACAUCCUUUGGGGCCAUCGUUGAUCACAACGCGAUAUCCUUCCUGGAGCUUCUCUUGCUCGCCGAUCUUCUUGGCAACGUAGAGAAGGUGCCCAAGAAUGUCUCGGUGCCGCUUCUCGGCCUAGAAAAAGAAGAAAAAAAAUCCAAUUCUUUUUUCCUAAGAAGAGAUGGAGAUUUUCUCACAUUCGCAAGACGAGUGAGUCCAUCACGCUGCUUGGGUAUCAGGAUGACAUGAACCGGUGCUUGCGGCUCGAUGUCUCGAAACGCCAGUGCCUGUGAAGCAUGGAAAGGCGUAACCUCACAAAGAAUUAAGUAUUUUACCUUGU
Selaginella moellendorffii is the source of this 1124-nucleotide messenger RNA. RefSeq names its product thioredoxin 1. Gene Ontology annotation, cellular component: cytoplasm. NCBI's taxonomy places the organism in Eukaryota, Viridiplantae, Streptophyta, Lycopodiopsida, Selaginellales, Selaginellaceae. The transcript is spliced from 3 exons. The record is from RefSeq and is a predicted model, not a curated record. Gene Ontology annotation, molecular function: protein-disulfide reductase activity; oxidoreductase activity, acting on a sulfur group of donors, disulfide as acceptor. Bases 89 to 616 code for a protein of 175 amino acids.